UAUCUCUUCUUCUGAUUUUAAGGGGAGACUUCCCUUCGCCUGUUCGCUUCGUCUCGCCUAAACCUCGGGAGCUUCCCAGACGAGACCCAGCCAUGGCGAGCUCCCAGAUCUCCCGCGGAACUCUGUCUCUCCUUCUCCUCCUCCUCUCCGCCGCCUUCGCCGCAGGCCCCGCGUUCGCGGACGGCGACGACGUGGUGGCCCUCACGGAGUCCACCUUCGAGAAGGAGGUCGGCCAGGACCGCGACGCCCUUGUCGAGUUCUACGCCCCCUGGUGUGGUCACUGCAAAAAGCUUGCCCCUGAGUAUGAAAGGCUAGGUUCAACUUUUAAGAAAGCUAAAUCUGUCUUGAUCGCGAAGGUUGAUUGUGAUGAGCACAAGAGUGUGUGUGGCAAGUAUGGAGUAUCUGGAUAUCCAACAAUCCAGUGGUUCCCUAAAGGUUCCUUGGAGCCCAAAAAGUAUGAAGGACAACGCACUGCAGAAGCCCUUGCUGAAUUUGUUAAUAGUGAAGGAGGGACCAAUAUAAAGCUGACGACCAUUCCUUCAAGCGUGGUUGUGCUCACCCCUGAGACUUUUGAGUCAAUUGUCCUUGAUGAAUCAAAAUACGUCCUUGUUGAGUUCUAUGCCCCAUGGUGUGGUCACUGCAAGAGUCUUGCCCCGACAUAUGAGAAGCUGGCUUCUGUUUUCAAGUUGGAUGAGGGAGUUGUGAUUGCUAACCUUGAUGCUGACAAACACAAAGACUUGGCUGAGAAGUAUGGAGUUACUGGCUUUCCUACAUUGAAGUUCUUUCCGAAGGGAAACAAAAUUGGUGAAGAUUAUGAUGGUGGCAGGGACUUGGGUGACUUUGUCAAGUUCAUUAAUGAGAAGUGUGGCACCAGCCGUGAUACUAAGGGUCAACUCACUUCAGAGGCUGGCCGUGUAGCUAGUCUGGAUGCCAUGGCAAAGGAGUUCCUUGGUGCUGCCAGCGACAAGAAGAAGGAAGUCCUCUCCAAUAUGGAAGAGGAGGUAUCUAAGCUCAGUGGUGCAGCAGCAAAGCAUGGAAAGGUCUAUGUAACCAUCGCAAAGAAGGUCCUGGAGAAAGGCAGUGACUAUACUAAGAAGGAAACUGAGAGGCUUCAACGCAUGUUGGAGAAGUCUAUCAGUCCUUCAAAGGCCGAUGAAUUCAUCAUCAAGAAGAACGUUCUUUCAACAUUCUCUUCCUAAGGCAAUGCUGGGCGCCGUUGUCACCUUUCGGAUAUAGGUGAAAAGAUACCGGAAGAUCAGGAGUGUGAUAAUGAUAGCUUAUUGGUGAUAGAACUAAUUUUGGGAUUUCCCUCGAGCAUACGUGAUACAAGUACCCUUUAGCAAAUUGCAGUUCUUUUCCUCUGUGCUUACAUGGAUUUAGUCCAUAGCAAAAUAGUUUCCCUUUGGAUGGAGAGAGAGAUGGAAUACCUUGUGACGACAUAAAUUAAUUUUAACUUAAUUUUCCAAUCCAACAAUACAGCUCACUUUAUGGGCUUAUAUAUGAACUUGGAACUGCAAGUAAUAUUGUCUUGA
Molecule: messenger RNA, 1532 nt
Organism: Phragmites australis (common reed)
Lineage: Eukaryota; Viridiplantae; Streptophyta; Magnoliopsida; Poales; Poaceae
Product: protein disulfide isomerase-like 2-2
Exons: 11
Coding region: 93-1199 (368 amino acids)
Biological process (GO): protein folding
Cellular component (GO): endoplasmic reticulum
Molecular function (GO): protein disulfide isomerase activity
Source: RefSeq, a predicted model, not a curated record